Hylaeus volcanicus is the source of this 1586-nucleotide messenger RNA. Its product is annotated as DNA damage-regulated autophagy modulator protein 1-like. Lineage: Eukaryota; Metazoa; Arthropoda; Insecta; Hymenoptera; Colletidae. Bases 722 to 1546 code for a protein of 274 amino acids. The transcript has 7 exons. The record is from RefSeq and is a predicted model, not a curated record.
GGUGCCAGUUGCUAGACUGGGUUGUGUGUUCGGGGAUUCCCAGCAGGGGUUUCCUUCAUUUCCGUUGCCAACGCCCGCGUGAGAACGUUCGCACGCGGCGUGUUCUGCACGCGUCGCGGUGUUUGUUAGUCGUCCACCGAGCCGUGGUGACUGUCGGAUGCUCUAGAUGUCUUGGAGAGCGGAGCUUCUAAGUGGGUUCAAUUGCACGUGAUUAGGAGUAUGUACGAGGAAAUGGAGGGUAAUUUUUGACGGCUGGAUGGUAGAACACGUGCCUUGAGGGAGAUAAGCUGGGUCUGGGAAGGAAGGUAGAAAGGAGAUGAUGCAAAGUUGGUCUCGAAGAUGGAGCUUUGUUAAGACGGUGAGUGGAGGUAGUGAAUAGUCGCUGUGCCAAAAGAAGAGAAAUUUAUUUCGAAAGGUGAAGAAUCAAAAACCAGGAACCUAGCUAUUUAAAAGCUGUCUCGAAGAGGGACUUGAUGGCAGUCGAACCGCAGUGCAGUCGCGAGUCUGGGCGUCGCAGCGGCUGAUUCCCCGGGAGGAGGAAGCUGAAUCAGAGGUUUCCGUGGCUGGUGUAACAGACGAGCAUGAGUGGUCGUGGCUCGUGGACGCGUGCUUCGACGCGUGUGUCAACUCGAUAGCGGCGUCGUCCGCGGACGUCGCCUUCUGACGUCAUUGGUUCCGGCGGGAAAACCGUGGUCAAACGGAAACAAGCGCCGACAACAACAUGGACAAGCACGAUUUUGUGGUCAACCUCCAUUACCUGCCCAUCGUUCUGUUCGUCUCGUUGCCCGCUGUUUUUCUCCUCACUUACGUAAUAGCGGUGCUGCUGGGCCACGUGGAGGCCGAGUUUCCCUACAUAUCGGACGCGGCCACCUAUGCACCGGAGAGCUGCAUUUUCGCCCAGUUUAUCAACAUGAUCGCGAUGCUCAUGUCGUUCGUGGUGUAUAUAAGGUACUCCCUGGUGAAAGAAUGUUCGAGUACCUUCAGCUUGCAAUCGUCGCUACCGAAGUGGAAUCGUUGGGCACUAAUUUUUGGCCUCGUGUCGACCUUUGGCCUAUCCGUUGUCGCUAAUUUUCAAGAGACCUCUGUCAUCGUCGUGCACUUCAUCGGCGCGCUUCUUUGUUUCGGUGGUGGCACUGCAUAUUUCUGGACGCAGGCCGUGUGUUCAUUCUACUUGCACCCACUCGGGUGUUCCUUGAGACUCGCUCACCUUCGAACAGCGUUGUCCAUCUUCUGCACCAUUUGCUUCUUCGUCACCCUCAUCACGGGCGUGCUGUCGCGCUUGGCCUAUAAGGGAACGAAUCCCCGGAAGUGGUACAAGGGAGACGGUGGCUGGGAAUUGCACGUGGCCAGCACAGUAACGGAAUGGAUCUGCGCGGCGGCAUUCUGCGUCUACAUUUUGACGUUCACUGACGAGUUCAGGGACAUCAGGAUUAGCCAUCCGAGGGUUGUCUGCAACCCCAACCGCGCGAGAGUGGACAACGAGGCAUUGAACGAGAGCCAGGACUCCCCGAUGGGCCAGGAUCGCGAGUCCCCGACGAUCACCUGAUCGCUCAUUGGCAGAGGCGCCGGUGGUUACGUCAACCUCC